AUGCGCGGCUCGGUCGCUGCUGCGGCCUGGCCAGCAGUCACCAGCAACCCCGCCAACGCUGCCAACGCUGCCAACACGUCGCCCAAUGGCAUACUCUGCUCGAGCUCUCUCCAGGCUCACUCUGACAACGACACCGUGCUUCAAGCCUUUUACACUCAUCUGAAGUCUUGUGAUAAAGAAGAAGCCGAUAUUUGGGCCAAGGCUUGCGAGCGUGAGGGCCAAGCGUCGGACAGCUAG
Molecule: messenger RNA, 237 nt
Organism: Pyricularia pennisetigena
Lineage: Eukaryota; Fungi; Ascomycota; Sordariomycetes; Magnaporthales; Pyriculariaceae
Exons: 1
Coding region: 1-237 (78 amino acids)
Source: RefSeq, a predicted model, not a curated record